Messenger RNA from Leptosomus discolor (cuckoo roller), 1520 nucleotides. Lineage: Eukaryota; Metazoa; Chordata; Aves; Leptosomiformes; Leptosomidae. The record is from RefSeq and is a predicted model, not a curated record.
UUACAGCUUGCUCAGAUAUUACCAACGGAGGAGAAUUUCCUGUUGUUCUUCAGAUGCCAGCAGCUAAAGUCAAGUGAAGACUUCAUGCAGACAUGGAGAAAAUAUGACAGCGACCACAGUGGCUUCAUUGAUUCUGAGGAACUUAAGAGCUUCUUGAAAGAUUUAUUACAGAAAGCAAAUAAGCAGAUUGAAGACUCAAAGCUAACAGAAUACACAGAAAUAAUGCUCAGGAUGUUUGAUGCAAACAAUGAUGGGAAAUUGGAGCUUACUGAACUGGCCAGACUACUGCCUGUACAGGAAAACUUUCUUAUUAAAUUUCAGGGUGUCAAAAUGUGUGCAAAAGAAUUCAAUAAAGCCUUUGAGAUGUAUGAUCAAGAUGGCAAUGGCUAUAUAGAUGAAAAUGAACUUGAUGCAUUACUGAAGGAUCUCUGCGAAAAGAACAAAAAGGAAUUAGACAUUAACAACCUUGCGACAUACAAGAAAAGCAUCAUGGCCUUGUCUGAUGGAGGAAAGCUUUACCGAGCAGAACUGGCUCUUAUUCUCUGUGCUGAGGAGAACUAGAACUCUUAUAUCAUGUCCACUUAACUAGUGAUGUACUCUAUCUACAAAAUAACUGUGUACUAUAAGGGAGUAGGCUGUAUUUUUAAACUGCGUAUAGAAAAUUAGCCAGGAUGUGUGGCACAUUCCUUUAAGUUUGUUUCUAUACUGUUUGUAAUGUACAGUUUUUGUAACAAUAAGAUUGAUAAAGAGAAUGUCUAUGUUUGGGCCAGUCUGUAUAUUCAAAAAGAAACUAAAAUAUGUCAGGGUUGGUUUUGGUUUUGGGUUGGUUUUUUUUUUUUGCUUUCAUAUACACAGCUGGAAAAAAAAUUAAACCUGCUGACAUUGCUGUGGUCAUCAUAUCCUUUGACACUUGCAACAUUUCUUGUUGAACUACAUAACAAAAAGGUCUACAUCUCUUUCCCCACUACAACUAAAUGGGUUUUUUUAAAUGCAAAAUACGAAUUCAGAUUAAAUAUGGCCUAGGUCUGAAACAGGAAAGAGAUGUUGGCAUGUCUGAUUUCCAAAAUUUAACAAGGCACUAGGAAAUAUUUUCAGUUGUCAAACCACCCACUUACAGGUCUGUGCUCUCUGCAGUUUUUCAAUUACUCUUCUCUUUAGAAACUCAUAGCGUAUAGACAAAGCAUUUAUCUGGGAUAGAUCUCCAUGCAGUAGUUGACAAAAAUAUAGUGUUUUCAAUCUGUUUAGCUGUUUAACUUUACUGGAUUUAAACACAGGCACUUGAGAAAUAAAUGUCUUUGAUCUGUCUUGAAAUCCUGGCUAAAUGACAGGUAGUAUAGUUAAUUCACAGAUUAACAUAUGAUAUUAUAAGUGUACCUUUCAUGACUAUUGCUGUGUCAGAGAAUAUGACAAUCCAUUUUCUAAACUAUUUUCACAUUUUGCAGGUUAUAAUUAUCCUAGUAAAUCGCUGUUUUUACAUCAUAUUCUGUGUAAUCUAUAAUUAAAUUUAAUAUCCUAAGAUU